Molecule: messenger RNA, 1103 nt
Organism: Erinaceus europaeus (western European hedgehog)
Lineage: Eukaryota; Metazoa; Chordata; Mammalia; Eulipotyphla; Erinaceidae
Gene: S100Z
Product: S100 calcium binding protein Z
Exons: 2
Coding region: 173-472 (99 amino acids)
Cellular component (GO): cytoplasm
Molecular function (GO): calcium ion binding
Source: RefSeq, a predicted model, not a curated record
UCUUGGUUUAAGGGAAGGUGGUCAGGGUGGAUCAACUACCACUGGCGGUCAGGGACGACCGAGGGGAUGAGAAAAUUCUAUUUGGUGUUUCUUUCAUCUGCUUAUUUUGCACCAGUGUUUUUCUCUCUGACAUAGCUGGCCUGCCCCGGGAGAGGACAUUUUUGCGACCAGCAUGCCCACCCAGCUGGAGAUUGCCAUGAACACCAUGAUCAGAAUCUUCCACCAGUACUCCUGCAAGGAAGAAGACCGAUUCAAGCUCAGCAAGGGGGAACUGAAAAUGCUACUGCAGCGAGAGCUCACCGACUUCCUCUUGUGUCAAAAGGAUCCACAGUUGGUUGACAAGAUAAUGCAGGACUUGGAUGCCAAUAAGGACAAUGAGGUGGAUUUUAAUGAAUUCGUGGUCAUGGUGGCCGCCCUGACAGUGGCUUGCAAUGACUACUUUGUAGAACAACUGAAGAAGAAAGGGAAGUAGUUAACCUCUCUAAAAGCAGAGGUGUAUCCAAAGCUACCGACUCUUUCCCUGGCAGCCUCUGUUAGUCACAGCAACGCUCCUUACGGCUACAUUAGUUGCUGGUAUUAUUAAUGUUUGCCCUCACAUACUGACUUGAAGUGAGUAUUCCAGAUUUCAUGUUUCCCUCUAGAAGAUCCCCAAUAUUACUAAUGAUAGUGCACGCCCAUGUCCAGUGGCGAAGCAGUUACAGAAGCCAGACCUUCCACCUUCUGCUCCCCAUAGAGAAUUUGGGUCCAGACUUCCAGAGGGGGAGAAAUGUCAGGGGAAGAUGCCCAGAGGACUCUGAGCUCCAACUCCAUCAGGACCCACAGACAGAAGAGGAGAAAAGGAAAGACUUUCAGAAGUAGUAACAGGUGGAGAUGUGACUUAGAAAGGAAGAGAAGGCAGGACCAUAGGAAUAAAAAAGGGCAAAUAUAUUAAAAUAUAGACAGACAGUUGCUGAAAUAAUAGUCAACCCGUAUCUGUGAUCUUAGGAGAACUACCGUAGUUUCCAAUGAAGAGAAUAAGGACCCAGAACUCUGGUGGUGGGAAUGGUGUGGAGUUAUACCCCUGUUAGCUCAUAAUUUUUAAAUCAAUAUUAAGUCACUAAUAA